Molecule: messenger RNA, 2957 nt
Organism: Salvia hispanica
Lineage: Eukaryota; Viridiplantae; Streptophyta; Magnoliopsida; Lamiales; Lamiaceae
Source: RefSeq, a predicted model, not a curated record
UGCAAGUGAUAGGGAUGAAUAUUUUGUUAUGCAUGACCUUAUAAAUGACUUGGCUCAAUUUGUUGCUGGGGAGACAUGCUAUCGUCUGGAUGAGAAAAUGGAUACCAAUCUGGAAUACAAGAUUCCUACGAAAGCUCGUCAUGGUUCAUUUCUUCGUCAUGAAUACGAAGUUUUCAGAAAAUUUAAGGCUUUCAGUGAAGUUCAAGGCUUGAGGACAUUCUUACCGAUGCCUGUCCAAAAUGCACUUGUUUGCCCUCCUUUCUACUUAUCAAACAAGAUCUUAGCGGAACUGAUACCUGAAUUGCACAGCUUAAGAGUACUUUCUCUAAGUGGCUACUCCAUCACAGAGUUGCCAAGUUCAGUCUGCAACUUGAUACGUCUAAGGUAUCUCAAUCUAUCUGGGACUUCAGUUGUUAAAUUGCCAGAUACUUUAGGUGAUAUCUACAAUUUGCAAACCUUGUCACUACGUAACUGCCGUGCAAUAUGCAAGUUACCGUCAACCAUGGGGAAGCUGUCUAACUUGCGGCACCUUGAUAACUCCGGUACUGAUCAACUGAAAGAUAUUCCGGUCGAAAUUGGUGUGUUAAAUAGCCUUCAAACGUUACCAAAAAUUGUUUUGAGCAAAGAGGGUGGCCUGGGAUUAAGGGAAUUGAGGGGUUUGAAGCAGUUGAGGGGAUCACUUGCCAUUUUUGAAUUGCAAAAUGUGACGAAUAUUGAGGAUGUAAAGGAGGCAAGUCUAUGCACACACAAACUUGAUGAAUUGCAACUGACAUGGGGUAGUGAAAUGGAUGAGACCCAUGACAGAAGUGCAGAAGAAGAAGUGAUGGACUCUCUGCAUCCUCAUGAAGAGUUGAGAAGUCUCAAGAUUUCUUACUAUGGAGGAGUUGGUUUCCCAUGUUGGAUAGGGAAUCCUCAGUUCAAAAAAUUGUCCAGUAUCAGUAUCCUCAGUUGUUUGGAAUGUAAAUAUUUACCACCACUAGGACAGCUUCCGGAGCUUAAACACCUGCUUAUGGGAAGCAUGCCAAAAUUCAAAUGCAUCUCAACUGAGUUCUAUGGGAGUGGUUUUGUGGAUCCAUUUCCGAAACUUGAGACGCUAAGAUUUGAUUACAUGCCAAAAUGGGAGAAAUGGGCUGCUUCUGCUGAUGGGGAAGACAUUAAGUUCCCAAAUCUUCGUCAGCUUACUAUAUCCAGGUGCAGCAAAUUAACCAGUGUCGCUCCACUGAACUUUCCUGUGCUGCAGGAGUUGGAUCUCGAAGGGUGUAGCAAGGUUUUGCUAGAAAGUUUCAAUAAUCUUGACUCCUUAAAGACCUUGAAGGUUGAGGCUGUUACAGGGCUCUCACAUCUACCAAGGGAACUUUCCCAGUCCUUACUAGCACUUGAAGUCUUAGAGUGCUGUAGCUGCAGUGAGCUGCUAUCACUGUGGCCAGAAGAAACUUCACUCGAACAUCUUACCCAUCUAAAGCGCCUAGUCAUUGCAGAUUGUAAGCAGCUUGUAUCAAUGGGACAAGGAGAGCAGCACUUUCCUCGCAAACUUGAAGUUCUUGAAGUCUUUCGCUGUGAAAAUUUGAUUACCCUCCCAAAUGACUUGAGUGAUCUCAGCUCACUAAGGGAGUUGAUUAUAAAGAAUUGUCUUAAAUUUGUCAACUUCCCUGAGAGUGGCCUCCCCCCCAUGCUGAAACGCCUCGAGAUACUCAGCUGCAAUGCAUUAGAGUCCCUUCCCAGUAACAUGUCUGGCCUGGAAAGGUUGGAGAUCAAGAAGUGCUCAUCCCUGAGGACCUGGGCAAGAGGUAAUUUCCCAGUUUCUGUAAAGAAACUUGCAAUUGAAAACUGCCCCAAACUCGAACCAGUUCCAGAGCUGAUGUUUCCCCCACACAGCAGCAUUAUGCUGGAAGAUCUUAGUUUACGCACAUGGCCAGACUUCAGUAAUCUCCUACAGCGAUUGCAUGGGUUUUCACAUCUUAUUGAGAUAAAACUAUCGAAGUGUCGUCUACAGGAAUUCCCGGAACAAGGCCUGCCACCGAGCCUCAGGACACUUUCUAUUGAAAAAUGUGCAAGUCUCAAGUCAUUGCCAGAAAAGAUUCGUAGCAUGAAAACCCUCGCAUCACUUGAGCUACGAAGUUGUCACAGGCUUGAUAAUUUUCCACAAUUUGGUUUGCCUCCGAAUUUAUCUUCACUUAGGAUAUGGGAUUCUAAGAGAUUCAAGCCCCUUUCAGAAUGGGGCCUGCGCAGGCUCUCUUCUCUAAGGGAGUUCUCCAUCUGUGGUGGAUUCAAAGAGCUUGAGAUACUCGGUGGUGACGAUGGUCUCCUUCCUCCUUCUCUGACAAAAUUUUCUAUUGCUAGAUUCCACAAGCUUACUUCUCUGAAUGAAGUGCUUAAGAAACUGACCUCGUUACGGUAUCUAUCUAUCAUGAACUGCGAAAAACUUAAUGUCUUGCCUAGUGAAGGGCUGCUUGAACAGCUGUGGCAUCUGGAAAUCAGUAACUGCCCUCUUCUGAUGCCACGGUGUCUGAGGGACAAAGGGGACUAUUGGCCGAAGAUAGCUGGAGUUCCUUGUGUGGAGAUAGAUGGAACUUACGUUUAUAAACAACCUUCAGUUUGAGGCACUCACUUGGGAGGACUUGCUUGCUUGAUUGUUGGCUAGGCAGUUUGUGAUGAGAAUUGGCAAGAUAAUGCUGUCCAGAAACACUGCUACACGAGUCUUGUUGAAGUCUGUUUUUAAGCUCGAAAUACUUAGUAUACGUUCUUCCAAAUAUGGCCCGACUCCACAUUUUCGAGCUGAAAACAUUGAUGUGGAAGGCUCGACGAAGUGGAUGUUUCUGAUUAUUUUGGGGGGUGGUGAUAUUCUUGCUCUGGUGAUUCAUAAUAUUGUUAGAUAAUUAGAUGCAGUAACUGAUGUUUGAUGUAUCAGUGUUUAUGUGUAAUCUUCUUUUAUCAGAAAGAAUUUGUGGAUUCUUCAA